UUACAAAGCUGAAGAUUGGAAAGUACGACGGAAGUUUUUCUCGAAAAGUUUUAACCAGCCCCUCCUCAAUUCUUAUGUGCAUUACUUUUAUCGUAAUAGCAAUGUGUUGGUAGAUGUGCUACACAAUGAUUACGAAGAUCUUUUCAGCGUCUUCGGUCAUUAUACCUUUGACACAUUUUGCGACAUAUAUGUCGGUAAGAGCUACAACUUACAAACUGAUCCCAACAAUAGACUGAUAGAAGAGAUGGACGCAGUCCAGAAAUAUAUCGGAGAGAGUAGUGUGGUGGCAGUUACGUUUGGUUUUCCACUGGAUCUGAAGGGUCUUGUAACUAAUGGUUGGAGUACGAUAUCACUGUUUAAUAAAUUAAGAAAACUUAGUUUCAGUAUGAUCGACUUUAGAAGAGAGGAACUACAGAAGGAGCCAGUUGUAGGUUCCCAGUUAUCUUUUCUGGAUGCAAUGAUAAGCCGAGGUGAUCUUUUUCAUCCAAGCAUUAUGUCCAAAGAAUUAAUGGUUUUUUUAUUAGCCGCCACAGACACUACCGGAAACGCAUUGACUUUUAUUUUUACAUUAUUGGGAAUGCAUCCAGAAAUUCAGCAAAAAGUAUACGAAGAGGUAAUAACGGAGAUUGGCCGUGAUGCACCUAUCGAAACAGAUCAUUUACCAAAAUUGAAAUAUACUGAGAGAGUUAUAUCCGAAAGUAUGAGGUUGCUUCCGCCUGUGCCUAUCGUGGCCAGAUAUCUUAAUAAGGACAUUCAAAUUGGAGACAAAACAUUUCCUAAAGGAGCCAAUGUAAUAGUCUAUACCCUUGCUCUUCACCGUAACAGCAAAUAUUGGCCGAAUCCAAAGAAGUUUGAUCCAGACAGGUUUCUACCAGAAGAAAUUGCUAAAAGACCACCAUCUUGCUACAUACCUUUUUCAGGGGGGCCAAGGAAUUGUAUAGGCAAACUAUACGCAAUGAUGUCUAUGAAAGUGGUGGUGGCCAAUGUGACUAGAAAUUUUCUGAUAUCAUCCAAAUAUCGCUCAGUUGAUGAGAUGGAGAUGAGAGGCUUAAUGACAAUGAGGACAAAAGACGAUAUUGACUGCCAUUUCUCACCCAGAAAUAUUUUAGAUACAUAUAGACUACAGACUGGAUCGGCUGAAAAAUUAGGAUUGCCGUGCAACGUGUGGCUCGGACAUAAUAAUCUGUAUUUUACUGACGAUGCAGAAGAAAUUCGAGUGUUCCUAAAUCACCCAGACAGUUUGCAUAAGUCAUUUUUGUACGAUGGAAUGAGAAUGGUGUUUAAGAACAGUCUUCUCUUUCAACCUGAAGAUUUUUUAGCUGAUAAAGUUCGAUGCAGGAUGGCAGAAUUUGAUAAAUGUCCAGUUGUAGAUUCUCAGUUAUCAUUUGUGGACGCCAUGUUGAACAGAAAAGACAUCUUUCCUCGGAAAAUAAUAGAAACGGAGUUUAUAUUAUUUGCAUCAGCGGCUACCGACACGACUGGAAAUUCAUUAGUAUUUAUAUUUACGUUACUGGGUAUGUAUCCAGAAAUCCAGGAGAAAGUAUUUGAAGAAAUAGUAACUAAUAUUGGUCGCGAUGAACCUAUUGAGGUAGACCAUUUAACCAAAUUGAAAUAUACUGAACGAGUUAUUUUUGAAUGCAUGAGAUUAUUACCAAGUGUGACCGAAGUAAGCCGAUAUAUCUCUAAAGAUAUAAGAAUAGGAGACAAAACCUUUCCAAAAGGAACCAAUAUAUCAAUAUACAUUCUUGGUGUUCAUCGAAAUAGCAAAUAUUGGCCGAAUCCUGAUAAGUUUGAUCCAGACAGAUUUCUACCAGAAGAAAUUGCCAAAAGGCCUCCUUAUGCCUACAUUCCGUUCUCUGCAGGACCUAGGAACUGCAUAGGAAAAAUGUUUGCUACCAUGUCCAUAAAAGUGGUCGUGGCCAACGUGAUAAGAAAUUUUCGAGUGUCGUCAAAGUAUCGAUCGAUAGAUGAGAUGGAGAUGAGAUGUUACAUGACCAUGAGGACGAAACAUGGCAUAGACUGCCAUUUUACUCCAAGAGAUUGACGAAAUAAUUUUAAAACGUUAUG
Messenger RNA from Sitophilus oryzae (rice weevil), 2067 nucleotides. RefSeq names its product cytochrome P450 4Z1-like. The transcript is spliced from 18 exons. The record is from RefSeq and is a predicted model, not a curated record. NCBI's taxonomy places the organism in Eukaryota, Metazoa, Arthropoda, Insecta, Coleoptera, Curculionidae. Gene Ontology annotation, molecular function: oxidoreductase activity, acting on paired donors, with incorporation or reduction of molecular oxygen; monooxygenase activity; iron ion binding. The coding region runs from base 245 to 2044 and encodes 599 amino acids.